AUGAGCAGUGGCAGUAGCGAAGAAAUUAAAAGUGAUUUAAAAGCUGAAAAGUAAAGCUAAGUUUUAGAGCACGCACCAAAUUAUACAUUUUUGAGCAACAUUAACAACCAGGAUGAAGAAAAGAAGCUCCUUUAAUCAACAAAUGGUUUAAAUCUGCAUGAAGAUUCAAUUUCAAAAGCAUCAUCAUAGCUAGAUUCUUCUAUUAAUAUAAGUGAUUCUAAUUUUAAUGUAAGUAAACUUUAUUAAGGCCCCUCAUAAAAAGGCGAAGAAAAUUAAGGGAAUCCUGAAAAUAAAGCAUUCAAAAGUAAAUUUAGAGAUAGGCUAUCUGGUUUAAGCGAAAAAUUGAGAGAAUUUGCUAGAAAUUUAUUUGAUUUAGGUAGAUGGAAUAGAGAUUAUGAUAGCUUCAAUUAGUUGUAUUUUUAGAUUCUUUUCGAUGGCUUUUCUAUUUUCUACCUGAGCAGCAAAUACAAAUAAUUAAAAUAAUAAAGACUAAAUUCUUUAAAAGAUGAAAAAUUUGGAAGAGAAAAUGUUGAAAAUUUAUAAAAAAAUGGUUUUAGGCUUUAUUUGAAUAGCAAAUUAGAAUAGAAUACUAUAAUUUAUGCAGUAACUACCUCUUAUUAUUUUAAUAAAUAUAUUAAAAACAAGAAUUAGAGCAACUAAGAAACAGAUCCUAAUGAAUAAUGUUUUGACGUUUGGUAAGUAGAAAUUCCAGAAAACAUUAUUAGGAUUUAAUUAGAUGACCAUUUCAUUUAUGAAAAUAAAAUACAAACAAGUUAUUCUCCACAAAAUAGCUUUUUAACCAAAUUGGCUCUAUCUAGUUUUUCGCUGCUGAAACUUUUUACUUCAAAGCUAUCUAAGUCCAAAAUUGAAAUAUCUUCAGAUCAUAUUACUAGUUAGUUUUACAUUUUUGGUUAAAAAGUUAUUUUAAAAGAUGGUAAAGUAGGUUUGAGGGUGAAGCAAAUAUUUUCUUAAUUUGAUUUUUCUUAAUUCAAAAUUGAAUAAGCCGUUUACUUAUUCUAAAUGCUUCUUGCUGCUGGCGUUUGUACUUUCUUUGCUUUGAAGCUUGUCAAAAACUUGAUUUAUUUAGCAAGAAAGAAGAAGUUAAUUAAGAAAAAAUAUUUGGUAUUUUGA
This is a messenger RNA of Tetrahymena thermophila SB210, 1131 nucleotides long. Its product is annotated as transmembrane protein, putative. The transcript has a single exon. NCBI's taxonomy places the organism in Eukaryota, Ciliophora, Oligohymenophorea, Hymenostomatida, Tetrahymenidae. The record is from RefSeq and is a predicted model, not a curated record.